Messenger RNA from Guyanagaster necrorhizus, 2719 nucleotides. RefSeq names its product kinase-like protein. Gene Ontology annotation, biological process: protein phosphorylation. The coding region runs from base 378 to 2297 and encodes 639 amino acids. The transcript is spliced from 11 exons. NCBI's taxonomy places the organism in Eukaryota, Fungi, Basidiomycota, Agaricomycetes, Agaricales, Physalacriaceae. Gene Ontology annotation, molecular function: protein kinase activity; ATP binding; protein binding. The record is from RefSeq and is a predicted model, not a curated record.
CUCGUGACAUGCGACAGUCACGGUCGUUCUCCCUAGCUCAGAUGUAAAUUGCUCUUGCUUAUUCCCCUUGUUCUCGCGUACGAGACAGCAGAGAAUCGCAUCGAUAUUGGGUACGCUGCCGCAGUUGAGAAUUACGCGUCGAAUACUCUUUGCGCCGGCGACGCGCUCAGAGUCUAGGGCGCCUGGACAAUUUCCUCGAGGUGGCCUCCUUGCCACCCAUUUUCGGUUUCUUGUCCUACGAUCGGCGAAGACGCAAAAAGGAACCCAAAUUAAACAAACACAUACCGAACGGGGAAUCCUACCCUGCACGUAUAAAAAGUCUCCCAUUCUCUUUUCUCUACCACCACCACUACUCCGCCACAUUCUUGCACACGACAAUGGAGAACGACUACGCCUACGACUACGACGAGGAACAGACACAGCAGGCUACUCAGUCGACUCAACAGCCUUCGCAGGCGAAUCCUGUAGAUAGCAACCUAUGGGGCAUCCUCCAACCCUGCAACGCCAACAACACUCGCAUAGAUUUCCCCAAGACCGUUCCCACCGUUCACAUUGGACGUAGUCCAACGAGUACCUUUGUUCUUCCGGGUGUCAAAGUCAGCAAUCACCACUGUGACAUAGUAUGGGAUGGUGUCAGCAACAACGAGACUGCUACUGUUACCGUCGUGGACAAAUCGACCAAUGGUACAUUUAUAAAGGGUUCCAAGAUUGGGAGAGGACGCCAGCGUCUACUUCAUGAUGGGAAUGAAAUCGCGUUUGGUAUGGUCAUGCCACAAGGUCCAGGCAGUAAAGAUGACUUUCGCUACAUAUUCCGUAUGGUUGCUGGUGGAAACAAGCUUGAGGGUGUCCAUGUCGACUACGAAAUUUCCCACGAACUUGGCAAAGGUGCCUUUGCCACUGUCGUCAAAGCAAUGUCACGUACAACCGGAGAAUGGGUUGCCAUCAAGAUGAUCCGCGAGAAACGCCCACAAGGAUCAACAUCUGUAACGAAGCAAACUCAGUUCAAUAGAGAGAUCAAUAUCAUGACCGCUCUUUCGCACCCCAACAUUUGCGAGAUGAAAAGCGUCUAUUAUCACCAGGAUGGAUCAACCAAUCUCGUGCUUGAGCUUGUCGAAGGCGGUGAUCUCCUUGACUACAUCACUUCACGCGACGGUUUGUCGGAAGACUUAGCUCGCCAUAUCACUUGGCAGUUGUGCGAUGCGCUCGCUUACGUCCAUAGUCUUGGUGUCACUCAUCGCGAUCUUAAGCCGGAAAACGUUCUACUGACCAAACAUGAUCCUCCAAUUGUCAAAGUAGCAGAUUUCGGUCUUGCUAAGGUCGUUGACAGUCUUACGAUGCUUCGCACGAUGUGUGGUACUCCCAGCUACCUCGCUCCGGAGGUAGUCAGGCAAGAAAACCAUCAAGGCUACGAUAAUCUCGUGGACAGCUGGAGUGUUGGGGUCAUCGUGUAUUCGAUGCUGACGAGCACCGCUCCUUUUAUCGAGGAUGAGAAUCAGCCCGACAUCCGAACGCGCAUUGCCGAACGAUGGAUCCAUUGGGAGCCUUUGAAGAUGUUUAGUCUUGAAGCUCGACACUUUAUUCAGGCGCUGCUCGAAACUGAUCCCACGAAACGUAUGACCAUGCACGACUCCCACAAGCAUCCUUGGUUUGCCGCUUACACGCCGGUUUAUGACCUCAUGUACAAGAAUUUCGCCUCUAUGGACCAAGACCCCUCUUCCACUCCAGCAAACAAUGAAUCCACGAGCGAGCCACCCAUGCCGCCCGAUGUUUCGAUGAAAUCCAGUACUGACGCCAAUGGAGAGGCGAUUGUCAGCAGCCAGAUGGACAUCCUCCAACUUGAUGCGCCUACUCCUCCCAUCACCAAGAAUGGCAUCCCCCGACAGAGCUCGCGCCUCGAACGAAGGAGCGAUGUCUUGCUGCGCGCCGAGGAGGAGGGGAGAGAACUUUUGCAACCGUCUCAGGAGAUGAUAUCACACGAGGAAAAGCAGAGGGAAUUGCAGGAGAGCGAGCCUGUACAAAGCGACACCCUUGACGGGAGGUCGAGAAAAAAGCGACCCUUCUCAGAACUGGAGACGGUGGAUGAAGUGAAUGAGGUUCAGGAAGAGGGAGAGCCAAUGGAUAUCGCUUCUCCGAGGAAGAGGAGGAGCGAAGAGGGGGAGGAGGAAGCGCCUCUUCCUGCGAAGAGCGAGAAGGGAAAGGCGCCGGUCUCGCGUAAGAAGGCGCAGCAGCAGGCGCCGAGCGAGACGCCCCGACCAACGAGACGAUCUGCGAGGGUUGCGAAACCCAAACAGGCGUAGACUUCUCUUCAGGAUUUCUUUUUCUUGGUGUUUUUCUCUCGGCUCAUCCGGUUAUGCCAUCCUGCAUUCAAGUUUUCUUAGAUCUCUUACUAUUUCAAUCAUCUCCAGUACCCUACUCGUGCAUCAUUCAUUCUAUACCAAAUCAGUCUUGUGUACAUUGGGCUAUCUAAAUCAGCCGCUGUUGUGUUCUAGUAUAUAAUUUCUGCUUGGUGACGUCAUGCGUCUUUUAAGUAUUGCCUUUUUUUCUGCACAGAAUCUGAGCCAGCAGUCGCGAUGGCUCUAUCUUAUCCGCAUCUUUCCCAGUGUUAUCUGACACAAAUUAUCCGUUUCUGCGCAGAUGACAUGCAUGAGGUUCCUCGAUCAAGUUGUUCAAACCUUCCUGGGCCCAUCUGAAUGGAAUCGAUGAUUUCCCUGACCCUCUA